Messenger RNA from Neurospora crassa OR74A, 842 nucleotides. It is a transcript of the gene tom7, whose product is annotated as TOM7. The record is from RefSeq and is a predicted model, not a curated record. The transcript has 5 exons. Gene Ontology annotation, cellular component: mitochondrial outer membrane translocase complex; mitochondrial outer membrane. NCBI's taxonomy places the organism in Eukaryota, Fungi, Ascomycota, Sordariomycetes, Sordariales, Sordariaceae. The coding region runs from base 107 to 268 and encodes 53 amino acids. Gene Ontology annotation, biological process: protein insertion into mitochondrial outer membrane; protein import into mitochondrial matrix.
GAUCCAGAAUAUUUGGUUGUCCAUCAAAGUGGGAGCCGCCUUCGACGUUUUGUUCAAGACCAUAACUCGCCGUAGAACCCACCCCUUCCAGACCAAAUCAGGCAACAUGUUCGCCCUUUCGGAAGAGUCCAAGGAGCGCAUUGGCAAGCUCAUCGACAUCUCGCGGGUCGUUGUUCACUAUGGCUACCUGCCUUUGAUCCUCUAUCUCGGCUACACUCGCAGUGUGCCCCGGCCUUCCAUCAUCCGCCUCCUCUCCCCGCUCUCCUAAACGACAAACAACGAAAUCGGAGUUAUGGGUAGAAAGUUUGGGUUAUACAUGUACUAUUGUUUGCAAGCGGGCUUGACUCUGGACGAACGAUGACGAGACGGCAUCCCGAAUGAGCACAAAACGACUUACACCGGAGGAUCGAACAUGACUACGUGGGACACGGGCAGUCGGGAGAGGACUGGGACCGAGAGAUACCACGAUAACUGUACACUAUAAUCACAGACAACUCUCUAUCGAACAGCCUAAGGGAAGAACAUCGAAGGGACAUGACCCGUGGCAAGGAUGUAUCAUCACGAGGCGACACCAGAAGAUACGAUACUUGACUGGCUUAUACAUAUCCCUUUUGACCUUUUGAACUGCUACGCCGGUGUGGUAGUUACCUGCACGAGAGUUGGAAAGGGACAGUCGCAAGCUUCGGAUCGAACAAUUCUACGUCUACCCAGGCAUGAGCUCUCUGUUUUGAUCAGUGUUUAUGCAGAGUCACGGCCCUGUGUAUGGAUGCUCCAAAACCGGCAGUGUCUGCUACCAAAAGGGACAUAUGAGCAACUGAACAAUCUCAAGAUCCAGACAGCCG